CGAACCUCAAACCCAAAAGCCCAAAAGCCUGCUCUGCUCACCACACUAAACAAAAAAUAAAUAAAUAAAUAAAAGAUUUUCUCUUAUAAUAACACACACAGAACAGACCAAGACCAACAACAAUAGUUCAUCAAUUCAGUUUUAUUCAACCAUCAUCAUGGAAUUGGAGCUCUUGUCUUGGUUAAAGCUUGUUUCUUUUUGUUUCAUAUUUCUUCUUUUUGUUCUCAAAGUUACUGUGUUAUUCUGGUGGAGACCAAGAAAAAUUCAAGGCCAUUUCUCUAAACAAGGAAUCAGAGGACCCCCUUAUCGUUUCUUCAUUGGAAAUGUUAAAGAACUUGUUGAAAUGAUGUUGAAAGCUUCUUCUCAACCCAUGCCUAAUUUCUCUCACAACAUUCUUCCUAGAGUCCUUUCUUUCUACCAUCACUGGAAGAAAAUUUAUGGUGCAACAUUCCUAGUUUGGUUCGGACCCACAGUUCGUCUUACAGUGUCUGAUCCAGACUUGAUAAGGGAAAUCUUCACAUCCAAGUCAGAAUUUUAUGAGAAAAAUGAAGCCCCCCCACUUGUGAAGCAGCUAGAAGGUGAUGGGCUCCUUAGCCUUAAAGGAGAAAAAUGGGCUCACCACCGAAAAAUUAUUUCUCCCACUUUUCACAUGGAAAAUCUCAAAUUGCUGAUACCGGUGAUGGCAACAAGCGUGGUUGAGAUGUUGGAAAAAUGGUCGGCAAUGGCUGAGAAAGGCCAAGUGGAAAUCGAAGUUUCUGAGUGCUUUCAAACCCUAACAGAAGAUGUUAUUACUAAGACCGCGUUUGGAAGCAGCUACGAAGAUGGCAAAGCCGUUUUUCGCUUACAAGCUCAACAAAUGGUCUUAGCUGCCGAUGCCUUCCAGAAAGUAUUCAUUCCUGGUUACAGAUUCUUUCCAACAAGGAGGAAUAUAAAAUGUUGGAAACUGGAGAAGGAAAUAAAGAAAUCGUUGGUGAAGCUAAUAGAAAGAAGGAAAGAGAAUUGGAGUGGGAAUGAGAAGAUAUUUGAAAAAGGGCCAAAAGAUUUAUUAGGACUAAUGAUUCAAGCUAACAAUAAAAUUUCGUCGAAUGUCACAGUGGAUGACAUCGUGGAAGAGUGCAAGAGCUUUUUCUUUGCAGGCAAACAGACCACAUCGAACUUGCUGACGUGGACGACCAUACUCUUAGCAAUGCACCCACAUUGGCAGGUACAGGCACGUGACGAGGUACUCAAGAUGUGUGGGUCACGUGACCUUCCCACUAAAGAUCAUGUUGUAAAGCUCAAGACGCUGAACAUGAUUGUUAACGAGAGUCUAAGACUGUACCCACCAACAAUCGCGACAAUCAGACGGACGAAAACAGACGUGGAAUUAGGUGGAUACAAGAUACCACGCGGGACAGAGCUCUUAAUUCCAAUCUUAGCCGUUCAUCAUGAUCUAGCAAUAUGGGGCAAUGAUGUAAACGAAUUCAAUCCUGGCCGUUUCUCUGAAGGUGUAGCCCGUGCCGCAAAACAUCCAGUGGCAUUCAUACCGUUUGGCCUCGGUGUGCGCACAUGCAUAGGACAAAACCUCGCAGUGCUACAAACAAAAUUAGCCCUUGCAAUCAUACUUCAGCGUUUUAGUUUCAGGUUGGCCCCUAGUUAUCAACACGCACCAACGGUGUUGAUGCUACUCUAUCCUCAGUAUGGUGCACCAAUCAUUUUCAACCAAUUGUCCACACUGGAUAAUCCUCCUCAUGGGUCCUCAUAGAAUCUUGGGAAUUUUAUGCCCCUCCACCACUUUGUGCAACUUUCUCUAAUUACGGAGUUACCUCUCCGUUUGGCUUUUUCCUUAAUUAAUUAAAAGUAUAUACUAUAUAUAUAUAGAGGAGAGAUGUGUGAUGAGUAAAAUUACGGUGGUGCCAUUUUGUCUGCAGAUAUUUAUCCCAUGUGUUUUUUUUUUUCUUCCUCGUCUGAACAAACUGACUCUAGCAUGUGAGGUUUGGUUUGGUUCUUGGGCAAGUGUCUUUUGCCGAUUGCAAUGUGAGUAGUAGUGCAGGGUUAUUAUCAUAUCAUAUAUAGGAGUAAAUUAGUAGAUGGCUAACGAUUCGCUAGACAGGUGCUUGACUUUGUGUAUGUUGUGUAUAUUUUUUUCUUUAAUUGUUUUUUUAAAAGAGAUUUGCAAUUUUGCAAUGCAUUUUUUCGGCCCCUUGAUUGUGUAACCAUUGGUUGUCUUGUUAUUUAAUGCUUGUCUCUACAACUUUCCAUUUU
Messenger RNA from Cicer arietinum (chickpea), 2244 nucleotides. Its product is annotated as cytochrome P450 734A1. Gene Ontology annotation, biological process: brassinosteroid metabolic process; brassinosteroid homeostasis. NCBI's taxonomy places the organism in Eukaryota, Viridiplantae, Streptophyta, Magnoliopsida, Fabales, Fabaceae. Gene Ontology annotation, molecular function: oxidoreductase activity, acting on paired donors, with incorporation or reduction of molecular oxygen; iron ion binding; monooxygenase activity. The record is from RefSeq and is a predicted model, not a curated record.